AUGUUCUUGGUCAAGCUGUUUCUGUUUGUUGCUGGGCUCAGCUCUUUGCCCUCAGUCUUAGCCAGACCCGGCAAUUUCCGCCGCGAUGAUGUGCCCAAGUUUCCAUAUGAUUCUAACACCACACCGUACUGUACGUGGUGGGUGGACAAUGAUGGGUCCACUGCCUGUCAGGAUAUCCCUGCUUUCUGGGCUAUCUCGUUUGACGACUUCAGGCGAUGGAAUCCGUCAAUUACUGCCUCCUGUGGGGGCUUUGAGGUCGGCAAGUCGUACUGCGUAGAGGCGUAUGGGGAACCUGCGCCCACGACUACUACCAACGCUAUCACGACCACAACUCCAACUCCAACUACUACAAGCAUAACAUCUGCUACAGUAACAGUCACGACCAUCACUACAGACAGCACCCCGACUGAAACCUCCAUUGGCAACGACAUCGCAACGCCGACUCCCACUCAGCCGGGCAUGGUCUCCAACUGCAAUAAAUUCUACAAAGUCACAGAUGAUGAUGGGUGUGAAUCCAUCGCUCUGGCCAAUGGCAUUACUCUGUCAGACUUCUACAUUUGGAAUACCCAGGUUGGCACGGACUGUUCAAGUCUCUGGACGGAUUACUACGUUUGUAUCGCUGUGAUUGGAACCACAACCACCGUAACAACAGCCCCUAUAACGACAACACCUACAUCCACAAACGGCAUUUCGACUCCAACCCCUAUUCAGCCUGGUAUGAUCUCAAACUGCGACGCAUUCUACUACGUGGAAUCCGACGAUGUGACAUGCGCACAGAUCGCACAUGACAACGAUAUUAGUCUAUCGCAGUUCUAUACCUGGAAUCCCACCGUUGGAACUGACUGCAGCAGUCUCUGGACUGAUUACUAUGUCUGUAUAUCUGUUAUUGGAGUUUCGCCCACCACAACUUCAACGAUGACGACCACGACCACGACAACAUCUACAGGCAAUGGAGUCGCAACUCCAACGCCGAUUGAACCUGGAAUGACAACUUCUUGCAAAACAUUCCAUAAAGUGGUUGCAGGAGAUGAAUGUGGCGUGAUUGCUACUAAUGCUGGUAUUACGUUGGCAAAUUUCAUCAAAUGGAAUCCGCAGGUCGGAAGCGAUUGCUCCGAUCUUUGGUUGGAUUACUAUGUGUGUACUGGUGUGCUGUGA
Molecule: messenger RNA, 1155 nt
Organism: Penicillium cataractarum
Lineage: Eukaryota; Fungi; Ascomycota; Eurotiomycetes; Eurotiales; Aspergillaceae
Product: LysM peptidoglycan-binding domain-containing protein
Exons: 2
Coding region: 1-1155 (384 amino acids)
Source: RefSeq, a predicted model, not a curated record